AUGAGGAGCUUUACCAGGAGCACGGCCGACGAGGGGGGCGCCAGUGUCGAUAAUGCUUCGUUCGAAAAGGGCCUCAGCAUCUUCAGUAAAACCGGCAUCUUGGCCCCUUUGCGCAAGACUGGGACAUCGGCGACAACGGUGACCAGGACUAUCAAGGCAUCAACACAACAGCUGUAUCGGAGAUACGUCCUCGAGCUCAUAUUUCAAGAAAAGGAACUGCCGCCUUCAAAAGACGGCCGACAUAUCCCAUUACGACCCCAUCAUGACAAACCCCUGAUCGACGAACGGCGAGGGAGCGCAUAUAUUCCAAACACGAUUCGGACAUCCCGCUACACCGUCUACGAUUUCCUCCCGAAGCAGUUAUUCUUCCAGUUCUCGCGCCUGGCCAACUUCUACUUCCUUUGCGUCGGUAUUCCUCAAACCAUUCCGGGCGUCAGUACAACCGGAAACUUCACAACCAUCAUUCCCCUAUUGUUCUUUGUAUUUCUUACUGUUGUCAAGGAGGGAUACGAUGACUGGAAACGCCAUCGACUCGACAAGGUGGAAAAUGCAAGAAGCGCGACCGUCCUCCGGCCCACAGGCCACGUUGACAGCCGACAGGACUGGCGGACUGGGUUUGGAUUACGAAGAACAAAGGAUACUCAAACAGUGGCGGUUGAAGAGGUUAUCCCCGACUCGGAUUAUCAAUGGCAUGCCACGCAAUGGAAGGAUUUGAAAGUCGGCGAUGUCAUCAAGCUCUCCCGCGACGAGGAUGUUCCCGCAGAUAUCGUGCUGCUGUACGCCGACGGCGAGAAUUCCAUGGCCUACAUCGAGACAAUGGCCCUGGACGGAGAGACGAAUCUGAAGAACAAGCAGGUAUCCAAGGCGCUGCAGCGUUGCAACACUAUACAAGGUAUUGCCAAUUGUCGGGCCGAGUUCGUGGUGGAGGAUCCCAAUCCGGAUCUCUAUCGAUUUGACGGAAGAGUAACCGUGGACGGUGAAACGUUGCCUUUGACUUUGAAUGAAGUGGUGUACAGAGGCUGCACGCUACGCAACACAACAUGCGCGAUCGGUAUGGUCAUCAAUACAGGAGAAGAGUGCAAACUCCGACGAAACGCCAACCGGCACCCCAAAGCAAAGAAGCCGGCCAUGGAGAAAAUUGCCAACAGGAUUGUCAUCAGCCUUGUUGUUGUGGUCAUCUCCCUUUCCGUCGGUUGCUCCAUGGGCUAUUUGAUCUGGAAAAAUGCGUAUGAGCGCAAGGCAUGGUACUUGAAGCACCUGGGAGUCGACUUUGAGGAUAUUAUUAUCGGAUUUUUCAUCCAGUUCAACAAUAUCAUUCCUUUGGCGCUAUACGUUAGCUUGGAGAUUGUCAAAAUUGGGCAGAUGUUAAUGCUCAAUUCCGACCUGGAGAUGUACGACAAAGUAUCUGACACGCCAGCCAAGUGCAACACCAACACCAUUCUCGAGAAUUUAGGGCAGAUCGGUUACGUCUUUUCGGACAAGACAGGGACUUUGACUGAGAAUGUCAUGAAGUUCCGAAAGAUGAGCAUCGCCGGAACGACAUGGUUGCAUGAGAUGGAUAUUGUGAAGGAGCAGGAAGAACAAGGGCUCACCCAAACGAAAACGAAGGGCAAAGAGCUCAACGUUAUGUUGGAACCGACCUGCGAAAACGGCAACGCAUUGACAAAGACAACAACCGCUGUGUCAGUCCGCUCACCGAGCCCGCGCCGGUCAUCUUCACAAUGGCGGUCGACUGGUCGGCCUGACCAUGUCCAGCCAGAGGUCACGACUGAGGAUCUACUUGAGUACAUAAGGCUGCGCCCAAAGGCUCCGUUCUCGAGGAGGGCAGUUCAGUAUCUUCUUGCUAUGGCCCUCUGCCACACCUGCUUGCCAGAAAUCAGAGACGGGGAGAUUGAGUUCCAGGCCGCUUCACCCGAUGAGCUUGCUCUUGUCAAAGCCGCUCAAGAGCUUGGGUUUCUCGUGGUUCAACGGUCCUCCCAGUCCGUCACGCUCCGUAUAUCGCGCGGUGAUGGCACUGAAUUGGAGCGCACCUACCAAAUCCUCGACGUGAUAGAGUUCAGCAGCAAGCGAAAGCGCAUGUCCAUUAUCGUGCGAUGUCCCGAUGAAAGGAUAUGGCUGAUAACAAAGGGCGCCGACUCCGUCAUUCUUCCAAGGCUGAGGAUGGCACAGUUGGCAAUACAAAAGGCUAACGAGGUCCGCAAGAGCUUGGAGGUUGAGCAUGAAAUGCAACGCAGGAGUGAGGCUCGAGAACCACAAAAUCGCCUCAGGCCCCAGGUUACCGUUCGCACAGCAUCCUAUGAUGUGCCUUAUGAGGACGCUGUUGCGGCGUCAGUGUCAGACAAGUUUGCAUUCCUUGACAAUCCUUCCGUGUGCGAUGAGGGUGCUAUCUUCACUCGAUGCUUCAAGCACAUUGAUGAUUUUGCAACCGAGGGCCUCCGAACACUUCUAUUCGCUCAACGGUUCUUGUCCGAGUCUGAGUACAACACAUGGAAGAAGCUUUACCGCGACGCAGAGACGAGUCUUGUCGAUCGUCAAGAGCGCAUCGAAGCGGCCGGUGAAUUGAUCGAACAGACCCUGGACCUCAUCGGUGCCACGGCAAUCGAAGACAAACUCCAGAAGGGUGUCCCAGAGACAAUUGAGCGUCUCCGACGAGCUAACAUCAAAAUAUGGAUGCUCACUGGCGACAAGCGUGAAACGGCCAUCAACAUCGCCCACUCGGCUCGGCUUUGUCGUCCUACUUCCGACAUAUAUAUCCUCGACGCCACCAAAGGAAACUUGGAAGGUCAAAUCAUGGACAUUGUCGACGAGCUAAACAUCCGGGCCGAAACCAUGCCUACUGCGAUUCCCAACCACACCGUAGUAGUGAUCGACGGUCACACUUUGGCGGCUUUGGAAGAACCGGCAACACACGGGAAUGCCAAAGAACUCUUUUACAGCCUCAUCCCGACGAUUGACUCGGUUAUCUGCUGUCGUGCCUCCCCCGCCCAGAAAGCCUUGCUCGUUACCGCCAUCCGUAACCACUCCCAUCAACCGAGCACCAUCAAAAAGAAGGGCUUCCUCGCCUAUCUGAUCACACCUAAACGAACACCACCACUUACUCUCGCCAUCGGCGAUGGUGCCAAUGAUCUGGCGAUGCUCUCAGCUGCCCACGUCGGCGUAGGCAUCUCGGGCCGGGAAGGUCUGCAAGCCGCGCGAGUUGCUGAUUACGCCGUGUCACAGUUCCGCUUCCUCUCCCGCCUCCUGUUAGUACACGGGAGAUGGAAUUACGCUCGCACAUCCAAGUUCAUUGUUGCCACGUUCUGGAAGGAGAUGUUCUUCUAUCUCCCUACCGAGCUGUAUCAGCGCUACACUGGAUAUACAGGUACCAGUCUUUACGAAUCGUGGAGUUUGACGGUGCUGAACACGCUUUUCACCAGUUUGUGCGUGAUCGUCCCCGGAGUGUGGGAACAGGACCUGAGCGCAGAAACGCUAAUGGCCGUGCCAGAACUGUAUGUCUGGGGCCAGAGGGACGGUGGCUUGAAUCUGCGGAAGUAUCUGGGAUGGAUGAUGGCGGCUGUUGCACAGGGUGUGGUGGUCUGGUGGGUGUGUUGGGGUCUCUACGGUGGGAUUGCGGUGAAGGAUAAUGGUCUGUUUGCUGUGGGCAAUUUGGUCUUUACCGUCGCAAUUGUCUGGACCAACUUGAAAUUGCUCAUCAUUGACACGCACCACAAGACCGGCAUAAUCCUUGGCGCAUUCGGUAUUACCUUUGCAGGCUGGUGGAUCUGGCAGAUCUUCCUCGCCAGCGCCUACGCCCCGGGUGUCUGGCCUUACGCAGUCCGCGGUGGAUUCUUUUCCUCGUUCGGCCCUGAUCCAGCCUGGUGGGUUGCUCUCUUUGCGGCCGUCGGCCUGCUCACCGCUGUCGAACUCGGCUACAAAUCUACCAAGCGGAAUAUGAUUAUAUCCGGACUAUGGAGGCUGGGAUGGAGGAAAUGGAUGCAGUGGGAGACAUGGAAGGGACUCCUUGCACUCGGGAGGGGAGGAGGAGCGAGGGGAGCAGGGCCCAUGUGGGCUUGGGAUGAAGCAGGUGGUGAGGGUAGGAACGUAGAGGAGUGGGAUGUGGAACUUUGGCAGGCUCUGGAGCGGGAGCAAACCGUUAGAGAGGCCUUGAAGGGGAUGGCUAGGGUUGGGCAUGAGGGCGAUGGGCCUGAACCUGAGGAGAUAUCGAAGGAAGAGGAGGAUGAUGAGAAGAACAGGGUUGAGGAGACUUCGACGAUGGACAGCGAGGGACAGCAUGGGUCGGCAGUGGUGGAGAGUCUUCAGAUCUCGAAAUAG
Molecule: messenger RNA, 4311 nt
Organism: Neurospora tetrasperma FGSC 2508
Lineage: Eukaryota; Fungi; Ascomycota; Sordariomycetes; Sordariales; Sordariaceae
Exons: 3
Coding region: 1-4311 (1436 amino acids)
Biological process (GO): post-Golgi vesicle-mediated transport; phospholipid translocation; intracellular protein transport
Cellular component (GO): plasma membrane
Molecular function (GO): magnesium ion binding; ATP binding; ATPase-coupled intramembrane lipid carrier activity
Source: RefSeq, a predicted model, not a curated record